AUGAGGACCAUUGCAUCAGACGUUGCACGAAUCUUCGAUCCACUUGGAUUACUGAAUCCAGUGGUGACACACGCCAAGAUCAUACAACAAGAACUCUGGAGACUCAAAUUAAAUUGGGAUGACUCUACACUGACAGAAAUUCAUACUAAAUGGAAUGAAUUUGCAUCACAACUUCCUCUCCUCAACAAAAUGCAGUUCAAACGACAAGUUACAUCGAAUCUCAAGCAUUUUGAAGUGCACGGUUUCUGUGAUGCCAGCCAGAGUGCGUAUGGAGCCUGCAUUUAUCUCAAGUCAAUCGAUGAUAACGGAAAAAUCCAGAUCAACCUCUACUGUGCUAAAUCUCGAAUCACUCCUCUCAAAGGCAAUCACACCAUCCCUCGCUUGGAACUCUGUGCAAUGGAACUCCUCUCUAACCUGUAUGACACAGUGAAGAAAGCAACAGACCUCACACCACAACGAGAAGUUUUUUGGUCAGACUCUACUGUCGCUCUCCACUGGAUUAGAACAUCUCGUCACCUCCUUCAACGAUUCGUGGCUAACAGAGUAUCUCGAAUCCAAGAUCUCACCAAGAACAUAGAGUGGAGACAUGUACGCACACACGACAAUCCCGCAGAUGCAGUAUCCAGGGGUGAACUUGCCUCUGACUUCUUGAAGAAUCAUCUGUGGCUGCAUGGACCCAGCUGGCUCCAUGAUCCUAAAGAGCAUUGGCCUCAUCUCCUCAUAAAAAAGCCCUCAGAAUUACCUGAACUUCGAAAAAUUGCUUGUCUUCAUGUCACUGAACCCGCCAGCAAUCUCUUUCUACGUCGGUAUUCCUCAUUUGAAAAGCUCAAACGAAUCACUGGAUGGUGCUUAAGGUGGCGCAAGAGACUUUCCCACAAAUAUCUCACUCUCCCAGAACUUGAAGCAGCCGAAACUAAACUUCUCCAACUAGUUCAAGAAGAAGCCUUCUCCACAGAACUCUCACUACUUCGGCAAGGAAAACCUCUUUCUUCAAAAAAUCGUUUAAAAAACCUCAGUUUGAAACUCGAUGACAAUGGACUCAUUCGAGUUGGUGGUCAGCUAAGAAAGGCUCGUAAUUUUGCCCUAGAUGGCAAACAUCCCAUAUUGCUAUCAAAGGGGCAUUACAUCACUCACCUCCUCAUCAAGAAAGCUCACUUGGCCAAUCUUUACCCAGGCAUCCAGACAACUCUUCAUCUACUCAGGCAGCGAUACUGGCCCAUUGAUGGGCGCAGUCAAGUACGAUUCAUCAUUCACAAGUGCAUCAACUGUGCCAAGGUAGAUCCACCUUCAGUCAACUAUCCCAUGGCAGAUCUCCCGAGCGCACGCAUCACACAGGCAAACCCCUUCACUCACACUGGUGUGGACUAUUGUGGUCCCUUCCUCAUCAAAGAACGAAGAUACCGUAAUCUCAAGAAAAUAAAAAUUUGGAUCAGCAUAUUCGUGUGCUUCACAUCAAAGGCAGUACACAUCGAACUCGUCAAUGACUUGACCAGUGAAGAAUUUUUGCCUACACUCAGCCGAUUCAUCUCUCGACAUCCCUCCUGCAAGGCUCUCCACUCAGAUAAUGCAACAACAUUCAUCGGUGCAAACAAAGAGUUGAAGGAACUCUAUACACUUCUCAACGACGAAAAGCACGGUGAAUUCAUCAAUCGAAAGCUGAAUGAACAAGGCAUCGAAUGGAAUUUUAUCCCCCCUUUCAAUACUUUCUGCAUCAAAAUUGAGGGAAUCCUCAAUUCAAGACUAUUGACUCCAUUAUCAUCCGAUCCAAACGAUUUCAACGCUCUCACGCCUGCUCACUUCCUGCAUGGAGACAUUACCACUGAUCUCCCUGCACCUGAUUGGACAGAGGUCCCUAGCAAUCGUCUCUCUUACUGGCAACACCUUGAGAAGAUUAAGCAACAUUUCUGGAAUCGGUGGCAUAAGGAGUACCUCUCCGAACUCAACAUCCGUCAUAAGUGGACUUCAGGACACCAUGACAUUGGCGUUGGAACAUUGGUGCUCUUGCGCGACGACAAUUUACCCCCUCUAAAAUGGCGCAUGGGCCGUGUCAUUGAAAUCUACCCAUCAGACGAUGGCAUCACCAGGAAGGCUAGCCUGCGGACAUCUACUGGAGAAGUAGAUCGAAACGUUCGACGCUUGGCACCACUGCCCGUGGACUCCAGCAACUCCAAGGAAUAA
This is a messenger RNA of Diachasma alloeum, 2178 nucleotides long. RefSeq lists its product as uncharacterized. Bases 1 to 2178 code for a protein of 725 amino acids. The record is from RefSeq and is a predicted model, not a curated record. The transcript is spliced from 2 exons. Lineage: Eukaryota; Metazoa; Arthropoda; Insecta; Hymenoptera; Braconidae. Gene Ontology annotation, molecular function: nucleic acid binding.